GGUCAGUCAGGUUAGUUUGUUUGGUUUGUCCGUUUGGAAUUUGGUUUGUAACCUGUACUCUCCUCAAAUUAGUGAAAUUUGUUCCCCCUGCCCGUGGAUUAGCUAGCACACAUUGUGUUAGUGAACCACGUUAAAUUUGUGUGCGUUUGUGUUGCUUUGGAAUAUCGAUUGCACGCUUCUGUUCUGACAGAGCGAGUUACAGAUUUAUAUAGGAAUUGAGUUGAGGUGGCGAAGAGGCGAGAUUUAACUUCAAACUUUAGAAAUCAUAAUAUUGGGGCAACGAGUAAAUGCACGACAAUGCAAACAGAGGUUAAAUGACUUCUAGUUUGGAUGGUAGAUGUUGCUAGCAGUGAGUUAUAACUUAGGACUCGAAAAAAUGGAAAAGAUGCUAACGAGACACAAAUUUGUGUGUGUUCAAUGUCAUAAGUUUAUAUCGUUUUACGAGAAUGAGACAACGAGAAUUAAAAUAUCAAAGCAUACUGAAUUGUGAGAUAAAACACCAUAAUUAACUAGACUAAGCAAAGUGUUACAUAAUAGCAUCAAGACAAUAUCAUUUUUCACAUGGCAAGAUUUAAUUCAAUUCAAACCAAACAUCGACCGUUCAUGAAUAACGACUCCAUACUCCAAGAAACCGGCCCUAGUGUCCACUCCUGCUAAUAAUUAAUUAAUCAAACUAUUCUCUGGCCAUCUCUCACAUUUGUGAAUAAUAAUGUUAGGCAACGAGUAAAUACAUGACGAUGAAAACAGAGGCAAGAGAUCAAGGUUGUCAAACCGGUUUGUACCGUUGUGCCGGUUUGGCAAGUGGAAUGGUACGACUGGUGGUAUAUCCAAUUUGUGCCGGUUCAUGCUGGUCUAAAAAAAUGUGAAAACAAUUAAUAUUCAAUAUAUAUAUAUAUCCAUCAGUCGAGCAGCUGGAGAAACCCUAAUCCCUAAUUGGAAAAUCGCCGCUCUCUCAGUCUCUCACUCUUUUUUCUCUUCUCAGUUCUCUGCUCUCAAUCGCCGCUCAAUCCAUCGAUUCGAUUCCCCCCGUGAAAUUCUCUCCAUCCGGGCUGUCAAUCAUUCAUUAUCCAGCAAUCAAAGCCUAAUAUCCUCGUUGAUUUAGGCAAAGAACAACAUGCAAAAGGAGAAGAUGACUGUUCCAAUCUCCGAUUCGAGGUUAUUGGGAGGAUUUGUCGUUGAUUAUUGUUACGAUAAUCCAGAACUCGAGAUAAGUACCUUCCAAUUCAAUUCUUCUUUCUUGUUUCAGUUUCUUGCUUUAGUUUUAGGUUCGUUUAAAUUAACUCGAGUCGAUUGGUUCUUUCUAGGGCUCUUCAGUUUCAUCUUCAUCUGCACCUGCGACUACAUGCUCUGAUACUCGAGGUAAUCCCUAAUCAAAUUUCCUUAGUCAGUUAGUGUUUAGUAAUUAGUAGUUUGUUGUAUUGAUUUUGACUCAUUGGAUUAUAAUGUUUCUACUUUUGUUUGAGUUUUUGCAGUUUUGUAUCAGGCAUCAGUUCACCAUCCACAACUCUGGACAAUAGACCCCCUCUCUCCAGAUUCGAGGUUAGUUAAGGAAUUAAGGACAUUUUACUUAAUUUGGUUUGCAUGUAUUAGGCAUUAGGGACUCGAUUUUCUGUUGAUUGCUUGGGUCUGCUCAUGAAUCAUGUCUUGUUUAGUAUAAGUGUCUCAUCUGCAUUUUACAAUUGAAUCUAAAAGACUAUACAUUUGAACCUAGAAAUCUUAUAGCUAAAGCCUAAAAAGUAACCAAGCAAUCCUUUGAUGUUUAUACUCGUUUAUCUCAAUGUCAGAUGGAAGGUGCAUCUGAAAAUGUUGUCAAUGCUCCUGUUCCUCCACAACCUGCCCCUGUUGAUCAAAACAACCAACCUGAACAAGUUGGUAAUGGUAACGGUAACUUGGCUAAUGAAAAUGCUGAAGUGCUUGUUGAAGAAUGCAAAUUGAAUUCUGAUGUAUGGCCUCAUUACAUUAGGGUUAAGGUUAAUGGGUUUAUUAAAGCUAAGUGCAAGUACUGUCAAAAAAACCUUGGUGGUGAUACUCGUAAUGGAACCUCGCACCUUAGGACUCAUGUGAAAACCUGCAUCCAAAAAAAGAUACAUGAUGGUGUUCAAAAAAUUCUUUGCCCUAAUUACAAAGCAACUGGAAAACCCCAAUUAUCUGCUACACAGUUCAACUCUGAUGUGUCUAGGAAGGAGCUGAGCUCAAUGAUUUUGGUCCAUGAGUACCCUCUUAGCAUCGUUGAACACUUGGGUUUCAAGCGUUUCUGUUGUUCUUUGCAACCACAGUUUACUGUGCCUUGUAGAAAUACUGUGAAGAAAGAUAUAUUGUCUUUGUAUGGGGUUGAAAGGAGUAACUACCAAAAGGUUAUUGAUGGUAAUUUGGGUAGAAUUGCUGUGACCACUGAUUUGUGGACUGCCCCAAACCAGAAGAGGGGUUAUAUGGCAGUCACAGCUCACUUUAUUGAUAAUACUUGGAAGCUUAGAAACUCAAUGCUAAAGUUUUUGUAUGUCCCUGCCCCUCAUACGAGUGAGAGGCUUGCAAGAAAAUUGUUUCAAUGUCUUCUGAAUUGGAACAUUGAUGGAAAGUUGUCUGCAAUCACCUUGGACAACUGCUCCACUAAUGAUUCCAUGAUUGCUCACCUUAAGAAUAAACUUGUUUUGAAUGACUUGUUGAUGGAUGGUAGACUGGUUCAUAUGAGGUGUUCUCCUCAUAUACUGAACUUUAUUGUGAAAGAUGGUUUGGAUGUGAUAAAGGAUGGAAUCCAUUUGAUUAGGGAGAGUGUGGUGUAUUGGACAUCCACACCUAAGAGGGUCCAGACUUUCAAUGAAGCUGUUAAACAGCUUAAGUUGGCUGUUGGGAAAAAACUUGUGUUUGAUUGUCCAACAAGGUGGAAUUCUACCUAUGAUAUGCUCUUUAUUGCUCUUUUGUACAGAGAUGUCUUUUUUCGUUUAAGACAGAUGGAUAGUCAAUACACAUCAGUUCCUACUAAUGAUCACUGGGAUUUUGCUGCUAUUGUGAUUGAUAAACUGCUCAUUUUCAGUGAGAUGACUGCAUUAUUUUCUGGUACCAAGUACCCCACUGCCAAUCUGUUUUUCUCUAAGGUCUGUGAUCUGCGAUUGAAAUUGAGUGACUGGUGUGCUGAUCUUAAUCCUGUUAUUUCUGCCAUGGCUGGAAAUAUGUGGUUGAAAUUCACAAAGUAUUGGGAUGAUAUACAUCUUGUUCUGGCAGUUUCAGUGGUUCUGGAUCCUAGGUACAAAAUGCAUGUCAUUGAGUAUUAUGCUGCUAAGUUUGGCAGCUCUGAUACUUACUUGGUGGCUAAGGAUCUAAAACAGCUGAUUUGUGGUUUGAUUAAUGAUUAUCAAACCAAGGCUGAAAAGAAAUCUGGUUCUUCUGCCAAUGAACCGAUUGGAAAUGCAAAUGCCUUUGUUUCAGCAACUGAUCUUGAUUUCGAGUUGUUUGUAAGUCAGAGGAAAAAGAGCAAAACAACUCUGAUUACUACUGAGUUGGACCAUUAUCUUGCCGAGGAACUUAUUCCUCGUGAUCCAUAUGUUGAAUUUGAUCUCUUGAUGUGGUGGAAGUUGAAUGGCCUUAAGUAUCCUACUUUGCAAGCAAUUGCAAGGGAGUUUUUGGCUAUACCAAUAACAUCAGUUGCUUCCGAGAGUGUUUUCAGCUCUGGUGGGAGGUUGUUAGACCCCCACAGGAGCAGGCUCGACUAUUCUACUGUGGAGGCUAUGUUGUGCAGUUGUAGCUGGGUUAGGGAAGUCUGGCUAAGAGAAUCAGAGGCUGCUGCUGCUGUGGAGGCAAUGGAUGGAUUGUUUACUGGGCUGUCAGUUCACGAUUCAAGUGUAGAAGAUCAGGAAAAUGGGGUCCAGGAACUUCUGAAUCUGGAUUCACCAUUCUCCUUUGAUGACUGAUUAUUGGAACCUCAGAAGAUAAGGUAUAUAAUACAUUCAAACUGACUUUUCUCCUUUAUUGUAAGCUUGUAUCUGUUCCUUCAUAUUUUUGUUUUCUUGCAGGGAAUGAAUGUCAAUUGUCAAUUUGUCAUGUGCUGCUUGACUGCUUCUGUUCUUCAAAUCUGGUUGCUGCCUUGCUGGUGCCUUUGAGAGUUUGGCUUACUGCCUUUGAGAGUUUGAGUGUGCUUUAUUUGUUCCAAAUUUGAACAAUGGAUUGGUGUGUGGCUUACUGCCUUUGAGAGUUUGAGUUGUUUACUUGUUUUUUCUUUGUUACUUAUGACUAUUAGACAAUUGAUGAACAAUUGAGGAACUCUUGAAAAUUCAGAGUUCUGGGUGGUGGGUGGGUUGCAGCCUUAUAGGCUUUUAUUUUAAGCUGCUUUUGAUGGUGCUCAACUUUGAUUUUGAACUGAAUUACAUAUUUUUUCCAGUUAUUUUAUUGUUUGAAUAUGUUAAUUAUUUAGUGUUUCUAGCGGGUAACGGGGACCCGUGGUUUCCCCGAAUCCGUUGCUUCACGGUGACGGUAGCAGUUUUGGCCCCGUUGAGUGGCCGGGGACGGGGUCGGGGAAACCCGACACUGCUCAUGGACGGGGAACGGAUGGUAUGAAUCCGUCCCCGAUCCGCCCCGUUGCCAACCCUAAAUAUAUUUAAUCAUAUAUAAAACAUAUUUGUGGACAAUUUAGUUACAAUCCAACAAAUAUCAUCAACUUUUAACUAUUAAAUUCAAGAAACCGACCCUAGUGUCCACUCCUGCUAAUAAUUAAUUAAUCAAACUAUUCUCUGGCCAUCUCCCACAUUUGUGAAUAAUAAUGUUAGGCAACGAGUAAAGACAUGACGAUGAAAACAGAGGCAAGAGAUCGAGUUGAUUUAUAUUUUAGUUGACUUCUAAUUUGGAUAUUAGAUGUAUCUGGCAACGAGUUACAACUUAUGACUUGAGAAGCCGAAAAGAUGUUAAGAGGAGCUGGGCGUGAAUGACGAGAUGACUAAUAAAUGAACAUAAAUGUUGGCAUGUUGAAUGUCAUAAGCUUUCUCUUCUUUUACGAGAAUGAGGGGACAAAAUGUUUUAUUUUAGUGCUAGACAACAAGAAUUAAAAUAGCUAAGUCCACUGAAUUGUGAGAUAAACACCAGAUUUUUUUUUGACAACAGAGAUAAACACCAGAAUUAAUUGGAAUAAACAAGGCGUUAGGCAGCUAGCAUAAAGAUAAUUCAAUUUUUUUUUUCAAUAAGAAAGAUUUAAUUUCAGUCCAAACCAAACAUCGACUAUUCACGAAGAAUGACUUCACGGUACAAGAAACCUACCCAAUUCCCACUCCUUCCAAUUAUUAAUUAAUUACACUAUCCUCCAACCAUCUUCUACUACUAUGAAGGAGUGGAGUUUCCAAUAAGACUAAAAGUUUGAU
Molecule: messenger RNA, 5342 nt
Organism: Linum trigynum
Lineage: Eukaryota; Viridiplantae; Streptophyta; Magnoliopsida; Malpighiales; Linaceae
Source: the annotation of a GenBank genome assembly